Molecule: messenger RNA, 2087 nt
Organism: Homarus americanus (American lobster)
Lineage: Eukaryota; Metazoa; Arthropoda; Malacostraca; Decapoda; Nephropidae
Product: mediator of RNA polymerase II transcription subunit 15-like
Exons: 2
Coding region: 207-2087 (626 amino acids)
Source: RefSeq, a predicted model, not a curated record
UGGCACUCGGCAGUGCGACGUCGACAGUGGUGGUGGUCGGACGUGGAGGCUCCUUUAUUACAUUCGCUGUGUCCUACACCUUCACGCCCUCCGUCACACCCAGCACAAUAGCUGGUUCAUCUUGUUAGUGUGUUUGCUGCACUAGUCUGUGUCGUGUUGAUAUUCUCGUCCCAGGAAGGCGAGGCGAGCGUAUCGUAGGUGUAUUGAUGAGUGGGGGUCAAGACUCACUUGGCCUGGGGCAUCAUCGCCAAUCCCAACAGGCCAAAACGUCCACAGGGGGAUUUGAGGACCCUUGGGUGCUCCGGAGGACGCAGGCUGGGGCCCCCAUCCCUUUGCAGUCUACGGCCAGUUACUCCCUCAGUCCGCAUCAACCCACGGCCUCACAGCCUCCAUCUCCUCGACCUCCACCGGCUUCUCAGUCGUUGUCAGUCCGCCCUGGAGGGACUUCUCACUCACUCUCACCCCAUCCUACAGGAACCUCUCGCUCCCCCUCACCCGACCCUAAAGGGACAUCUCGUUCCCCUUCACCUCGCCCUAAAGGGACAUCUCGCUCCCCUUCACCUCGUCCUGAAGGGAUUUCUCGCUCCCUUUUGCCACAGCCCCCUUCGAAAGGGCCGAAGGGGAGCGUCUUCUUCAAUACAAUCCAGGAGUCGAGAAAUAGGCAGAGACUGCUGAAAGAAAGCACCACAGGCAAGACUGACAUAGGGAAUGUGGUGUUGUACCUACAAGGUGCCGUGAGCGCCGAGGACAGCAGCUUAGACCCGCAAGCAACACAGCAACACUGGCGCCAGCAGCAACAGCUCCAGCAGCGCCAGCAGCAACAGGAGCAGUUUCAACAACGCCACCAGCAGAUAAAACAAGAAACACAGAGCUUACUGCAGCAGCAGCAGUAUGUACAGAAUCAGCAACAAGUACUAACACAACACCAGAGGGCACACUGGGAUAGUCUUCAGGGACAGCAGCGUGCACAAUAUAAAGAUCUACUGAAGCAACAUAAAACUUUUAUGAUAUCACAACCAUCCGCUGUACGUAAACAGUUAGGCUUUCAGCAGCGUGCAGUGCAACAGAAAUUAAUGCAACAACAUAAAACACAACAGCAACAGCUAAAGAGCCAUCAGGAGCAGCAGCAAAACGCAUUUCAACAACACUUGUACGAAAUUCAGCGGAAACUCGGUAUACUACAACAACAGCAGCAGUUUUUACUUCAUGAAGAACAACAAUUCAAUCAACAAAUACAGGAGCAACAUCAACUGGAAGAACAACGAAAGAGAGAACAAGAACUCGAACAUCAAAAGCAACAGCAGCAAAUAACCGAACUACAAAAGCAACGACAGCAACAAAUCAAACAACAAGAACAACACCAACAAAGAACCAAAGCUGAAUCUACUGAGGGCAGCAACAACAACAACGAAUCCUUCAAGAACAUCAACAAACUCCUUCAGAAUGUCUUGAAUCCCACUGAAGAGACAGAAGAGGAGGAAGAAAUACGAGAGAAACAAGAAGUUGUCUCCGAUACUGUGCUUUCAGCUGCGCCGUCAGAUAGCAGUACACGGAGUCCGGCGGAGGAAGAACAGGUUCAGUUUAUUCAGAGUCUCGGCGAGUGUGUCGACAGGGUUCGAUCCUUCAGCUUCAGUUGUGCAGCCACAGAGGACAAUACACGUCACCAGGUUUAUCCACAACCUCGACGUCGAUCCUUAGGACUCAGUAAAGGGCCGUCUGGACUAAAUGUGGGACCAUCACUUCUCAACCUUGGCCCUUCAGGACAACAGAAAGGUCCUGGAAACUUAAAUAAGGGUCCAGCCUGGUUAAAUAAAGGUCCAAGCAAAAUAAAUAAGGGCCCUAGCGAUUUAACUCGGGGACCAAGUUGCUUAAGCAAAGGCCCAGCUGAUAUAAAUUUAGGUCCUUCUGAUAGGAGGACGGGGCCCUCUGGAAUCAACAAGGGGCCUAGUCAUAUCAACAAAGGCCCCGUGACUGAACACACGGGCCAGGCCACUACCUAUAAGGGGCCCUCGUCACUAGCCAAAGGACCUGCUAACAAAAUACUUGGACCUGCAAGCAUGAGGCUGACCGUGGAGCAAACACACUGA